This is a messenger RNA of Necator americanus (New World hookworm), 798 nucleotides long. RefSeq lists its product as uncharacterized. Gene Ontology annotation, cellular component: tRNA-intron endonuclease complex. Gene Ontology annotation, biological process: tRNA splicing, via endonucleolytic cleavage and ligation; tRNA-type intron splice site recognition and cleavage. Bases 1 to 798 code for a protein of 265 amino acids. Gene Ontology annotation, molecular function: nucleic acid binding; tRNA-intron lyase activity. The transcript has 7 exons. The record is from RefSeq and is a predicted model, not a curated record. NCBI's taxonomy places the organism in Eukaryota, Metazoa, Nematoda, Chromadorea, Rhabditida, Ancylostomatidae.
AUGAACCUCAUCAAGCAUGAGAAGAAGUCUGGCGGAGAUGAGGUUGAUGCUCAAGUACCGUUACGAAUUUCGAAAGCCAUCAUUUACGGUGGUUCUGUUAUUGUACCUGAUGUCAUAAGUUCAGAGCAUAUCUAUACUCAUGGCGGCUACGGGUAUUACAUGGGCGAUCGACAGGAUCGAGUGAAUCAUCUUCUGUUCCCAGGAGAAACUGUUGGAGGUGUCGAUAUCCCGCCGUUAAGCGAGGCAGGACGUGAUUGGAGCGAGAGGUCACCUGUACACGAUAGGCUUUACCUCAGUCCGGAGGAGACGAUAUUCCUUUCCAUUGAAAUGAAGAUGUUAGAAGUGUCAGAGAACAAAAGAGUUUUGACACCAGAUGAACUAUGGCUGCGUAUGAGAGACUUAGGUGGUUCGAUGUUCUUGAAGAAAUACGUUGUGUAUCGUUAUCUUCGACGAUGUGGGUGGUGUGUACGAAGUGGUUUGCCGUAUGGAUGCCAUUACUUGAUCUACCGCGGAAGUCCCGAGUCUCACCAUGCAGCAGCUGGUGUGAAAAUUGAAACUCAAAUAGAGCCUCGGUUCUUUGUUGGUAUGAAUCGUGUGUUGACUAAUAUGAAAAAGGCGUUGAUUAUAAUGAGUCCGACCAUUCCAGACGGCUUGAACACGGCAAGUCACAGAAGUGCGGACUCGGUGCUUAUUUCGAUGUCGACAUCAACGACAAUGUUCGUUGAACGAAAGAUGAAUGAACUGAAGGCAAAAAACAAUGAAGAGGUUAUCCUUAACUCAAAAAAGGAGGAAAAAUGA